Molecule: messenger RNA, 1156 nt
Organism: Botrytis cinerea B05.10
Lineage: Eukaryota; Fungi; Ascomycota; Leotiomycetes; Helotiales; Sclerotiniaceae
Exons: 2
Coding region: 217-795 (192 amino acids)
Source: RefSeq, a predicted model, not a curated record
GUAAACUUCAUUAACAGCAUCUACAUCGUUUCGUUUUUCUGUUAUCACUCAUCGUGUACCCUCAGCAUUUUGGUCUAAAAUCACUAUCACCAAGUGUAAACUCAUUGAUCACCUCGCUUCGAUAGCCAAGUAUCUUCUCAGUAAGAAGCCGCGUUUCUAAUCAUAACCUCAUCGCUCGACAAAUAAAAGCGUGCAUCUAAUUAAACCGAUCCGAACAUGUCGAAGAGUCAGGGAAAUGUCCCGAAUCGCCUAGGCUUGAAUUAUGGGGCUAAAGCAAGCAAAGCAAGUAAAGUGAAUGAAAAUCCGACACUACCUGCUCAGAAGAUGCAAGACAAGAUCAAGGAGUUGGAACGACGUUUAGAGGAACAAUUCAGUCAGAGUGAGAAGAUGCAAGAUAAUAUCGAGGGGUUGGAACGACGCUUAGAGGAGCAAUUCAAUCAAAGUGAGAAGAUGCAGGAUCAGAUAAAGGUGUUGGAACGGCAUUUAGAGGAACGAUGCAAUCAAAAUGAGUCGAUAGAGAAGACCCGAGAUCAGAAAUCUGAAUACUGCAAUAGUCAAACAAAGAAGCUGGGUGAGACAGUCAAGAAAUUGGCUACCUUGGCAUUGCAGUUAAAGAAUCGCAUUGAUGAAGAUAGCCAAAGACAAAAUCGAGAAAGGGAGGCCCAGGAUAAAAUACAGGAUGUCCAGAGUGCAAUGCAAAAGAUCCUUGCCACCAUCAUGGAACAGCAGCACAAGCAUAUAUCGGACAUGAUUGAGUUUCAAAUUCAGCUACCAGCUUCGAUACGAGGAGAAUAGUCUAUUCAACAAGUAUUCGGCCUGGAACCACUGCUCGGAAAAACUCCAGAAGUAGACGUCAAACCUACCCGGUAUGAACAGGACGAUGCGAAACAUUCCAAAAAGACUAAGACGAAGACCUGAUUAGAAAGGAAUGAUCUAGUGAAUGGACCAACAAGAAGAGUGACGGUUGGUGUGGAGAGACGAAGGAGUAAAAAACUUAAUAAUAUGUGUAUCGGUCGUUGUUCCAAAGAAUCUAGAGUAGUGUGAAAAGAGAACAAUGCUUCUCAGACUUCACUUUAUGAUUCACUUCAUUCCGGGACACGCCAAUUUCAAUAGAUUAGCGAAUAGCCAACCAAAAAUCACAAUUCAAUCCGUCGUA